Molecule: messenger RNA, 5151 nt
Organism: Scomber japonicus (chub mackerel)
Lineage: Eukaryota; Metazoa; Chordata; Actinopteri; Scombriformes; Scombridae
Gene: ctbp2l
Product: C-terminal binding protein 2, like
Exons: 9
Coding region: 1-3081 (1026 amino acids)
Molecular function (GO): transcription corepressor activity; oxidoreductase activity, acting on the CH-OH group of donors, NAD or NADP as acceptor; NAD binding
Source: RefSeq, a predicted model, not a curated record
AUGCCUAACUCAAGUGAGCAGUCGCAUUUUGGUGGCUCUUUGGGCCAAUGUGGUCCUGAAUGGACUGAAGGCCAGAUAGACGGGGCUGCAAGGCGCUGUCACAACUGUGGCGUCAUUGCAGGGCGUAGGAGUUCUUUGGCGCUGGUUGGGGAAGACGGUGGAGUGUGGUUUCACCAUCACCCAGAUCUUGACAAACAGGAUCCAGUCCUCCAGUCCUCCAUGUACAGGCAGAUCCAGCAACAGGAGUUACUGAGGAAGAACUCUGUGCCCGAUCUGAACAGCAGCCUGCACCUCAGAAUGGCAGGUCGGGUCUCUGCGCCACCUCAGGAUUAUUACCAGCCUGAUGCUCCUCCAUCUAGUCAGCCACCUGAAGAGUCUGGGUUUUAUAGGGAUAACCAGCACCUGCUCACCAGAUCAGCCUCGCAUUAUGGGCCCAGCCCUGAAGGAGGGAGGCCCUCGUGGGAUCAAGGACAAGCCAGGGCCACACCUUCCGUGUUUGCCUCUGUUUCUACACAUACCCUUCCACCUCCUCCCCCUCCCCCACCUCCUCCGCCACCGCCUCCCCCUCCCGUUCAUGAGCUGAGCCGUUUGUACAGGGAAACUCUGGGAUCUAAGAUGAUCCCAGACGCCCAGCGUAUUGGUGGCAGCUCUUCUUGUCCUGCAGUCCACGGGGUUCAACCCCCUCCUUCUAUUUACGCUACCGAGCCACCGUCUCUGUCUGCGCGCCAAGCUUAUAAUAAUAUCAACAUCUUGUCCUUGGACCCCCGCCAGCCAGCUGCCACCAAUUCAGUGGUGGACCCAGCUUCUCAGGGAAUGGACGGAGCUCUCCCCCGGGCGUAUGGAGCUAUAGCUUCCCAAAGGCUGCCUUAUGACCCAAACUAUGACCCCAACUCAGCAAUAGUGGCUGCCACAGCUGGAAUGCCCACCAACCUGCCUCAUCACCAUCCCAGUGCUGCAGACCCCAAGAGGAUGGUGGACCCUUCAUUCUUGACUUUCUUACGAGCUGAGGGCCUGGCUGAGAGCACUAUCACUCUCCUGCUGCAGCAUGGCUUUGACUCUUCCGGCAUGCUGGGGAUGAUGGAAGACCAUGAUGUCCGCUCUGUGGCCCCUAAUUUGGCCCAAGCUCGUGUCCUGUCCCGUGUGGUGCUUAAUUGCAAGACAGGUGCGGCAGGACCACGUACCCGAUCCAACAGCUUCAGUCAUCGCAAUGACCUCUACAUGCAGCCCCAGGGCUUGAGCAUGGACCCCAACCUGAUGCAGCACCCCCCUACCACCAUCCAAACUGUGUCCCCCAGGAUGGGAGAGUUUUUGGGAAGAAGACCCAGCAGCGCUCCAUCCCAACACCUCUUGGAGACCACCACCUACCAAGGAGCUAGGCCACUGGCAACUGGAGCUUUUCCAGUCAGUCCUGUUGGAUAUAGCACUGCUGUGACUCAGGGAAGACCCUUCUCCUUGUAUAAUGCCCAUACCGGCCUUGCCAUGUCUGCUCUUGGACAACAGCCUCCACCAGCCCCAGGCACCCCUGGAGCGGCGCCCAAAACCUUCUCUGGUUCCUACUCCCCCAUGGAGCUGAUGAAGAGAGCCCCCAACCUUCCUCCAGCAUCGCCAAUAGCUGCGCCAAGCCCCCUACACAGCCCACAACUUCUGCGGAAAGGGCUCAAUACUGCUCCCGAGAGUACCAUUGUUCCCGUUUCUUCUUCUUCCACUCUCCAAGUGCAGAACCUUAACAACACCAAGAUGGUAGGACGCCGCACUGGUCCACCUGUCAUAGUCUCAACCAUGGCCACCACACCUGACACAAGUAUUCGGCCCCAAAUCAUGAACGGGCCUAUGCAUCCGCGCCCCCUGGUGGCGCUGCUGGACGGGCGCGACUGUACCGUGGAGAUGCCCAUCCUUAAAGACUUGGCGACUGUCGCUUUCUGUGAUGCUCAGUCAACACAGGAGAUUCACGAGAAGGUGCUCAAUGAGGCAGUGGGAGCUAUGAUGUACCACACCAUCACCUUGACCAGAGAGGACCUGGAAAAGUUCAAAGCCCUACGCAUCAUCAUCCGCAUCGGCAGCGGCUACGACAACAUCGACAUCAAGGCUGCUGGAGAGCUUGGCAUCGCUGUGUGUAACAUUCCCUCGGCGGCUGUGGAGGAGACAGCAGACUCUACCUUGUGCCACAUCCUUAACCUUUACCGGCGAAACACCUGGCUCUACCAGGCUCUCCGGGAGGGCACGCGGGUCCAGAGCGUGGAGCAGAUCCGCGAGGUGGCAUCCGGUGCCGCCCGCAUCCGUGGUGAAACCCUGGGACUUAUCGGUUUUGGUCGUUCGGGCCAGGCUGUGGCGGUGCGGGCCAAGGUUUUCGGCUUCAACGUCAUCUUCUAUGACCCAUACCUGCAGGACGGCCUGGAGCGUUCGCUGGGCGUCCAGCGCGUCUACACCCUGCAGGACCUGCUCUACCAGAGCGACUGCGUCUCCCUGCACUGCAACCUGAACGAACACAACCACCACCUCAUCAACGACUUCACCAUCAAACAGAUGCGUCAGGGUGCGUUCCUGGUCAAUACCGCACGGGGAGGCCUGGUGGAUGAGAAGGCCCUGGCCCAGGCGUUGAAGGAGGGCAGGAUACGUGGAGCCGCCUUGGAUGUCCAUGAGACAGAGCCCUUCACUUUUGCUCAGGGCCCUCUGAAAGACGCUCCGAACCUGAUCUGCACACCACACACAGCCUGGUAUAGUGAGCAGGCCUCUCUGGAGAUGAGAGAGGCUGCCGCCACUGAGAUCCGAAGAGCCAUCACCGGCCGUAUCCCUGACAGCCUAAGAAACUGCGUCAACAAGGAGUUCUUUGUCACCACGGCACCCUGGGCUGUUAUGGAUCAACCAGGUGUUCACCCUGAGCUCAACGGCGCUGCCUACAGAUACCCGCCAGGUGUGGUUGGAGUGGCUCCAGGAGGCAUCCCGGGGGCGUUAGAGGGCAUGGUGCCAGGUGGGGUGCCCAUCGCCCACACCUUGCCCUCUGGUACACACCCCUCCCAGGCCCCGUCGCCCAACCAACCCUCCAAACACGGCGAGACCAGAGAGCACCUCACCGAGCAAUAGCAGCAGAAGGGAUACAAACGGCAACUUCUCAUCUCCAACCCGUCAACACUCAGAACCUACCAAUCACAAAGCAACCGACCAACUGGGACCAAGAGACAGUGAAACGACUCAAGCGGGCUGCCUGUCAAUCAGUCAGCAACUGGGAACAAAAGAAGUGUUCCGGGGAAUUUGUACUUUUAACGUUUUAGUUUUUACUCUCUCUGUCUCUUUGGGUUCAGUACCGACUUUACUCUUUGAUGAUGAUGAUGAUGAUGUUUUGGGGUUUUUUUUUUUUCGUUUUGUUUUCUUCGGGACACGCCUAUGAUUGUGGACAGAGAGUCCAGUGUUUUUAGCACUCCGGGAUUACCCAGCCACGCCAUGAGACUCUGUCCCUGACCCCUUACACCUCAGAGCUCAUGGGAAACGUAGGCCUACAUCUCGACACACCAACGGGAGAACAAGAGAAAAAAAACUUUGGCAUCAUGUGCUACUGGACCUUAUUCCCCCCCUCCUUCCCCCUCCCAAUCUCCCUCUCUCUGAUCCUCCCCACCUCUCCUCCCCCAUAGCUCCAACCCUCCUUAUGUAACUAUUGUGUGUUGUUUAGGCCCCUCAUUAUGCCUCAGAAGAGAAUUUUUCUUUUUCUUUUGAUCUUCAGUGUGAAUGACUUAAAAUGGAUUAUCAACUUAUAUAUAUUUAUCAUUCGUCAAACAAAAAGAAAAGAUUGCUCAUCAGUUAUAGUAAUCUAGAGUGGGUUUUAACCCUUUCCUGGCAAUAAUACAUAAUGACAGCUAUCAGUUACAAUGUUUCACCACUAGAGGGCAUAGUUCGCUCCAGUAUAUCAUCUGUGGAGAUUAUUUUCUGAGGCCGUCAGCAGGAAACACUAAACUAAACUUGACAUGUUUGAUUGCAACUGAAGUUUAAUGAAUCCAGAGGGAGGUGCCAGCUAAGUAUUUAACUUUUCUUUUUUUAGUUAUUAAGAGUCGUGUCAGUGUGACGGGAGAGAACAUUUUCCAUAAUCAUAAAAAAAACCGAGGAGGUCCAUGUGACUGCAUCUGUGCUGACAAACUGACAUUUCUGGAGAUGACUGACAGCCACCGGACACCUGAUCUCAUCCACUUCAGCGGCAGCAGCGGACAAAUCGCGACCCCCCCCCCUCCAUUCUUUGAGCACACUUCACACUCUUGAAGACAGGAAAGGGUUAAAGCAAACUUUUCUUAAUGACUCAGGAAAACACUUUUUUGCAGAUAUUGUUUAUUCCCAGAAUUUUGUCUUUGAGGAAAAAAAAAAAAAGAUAUGACUAAUCUGGUUAGUCUGGAUAUUUUCUCUUCCCUCAUCCUCUCCAUUGUGGUAUUUUUAUAUACAAGGCGCAUCCCACGUUUUUGGUGUUAAAGAGUUUUGAAGAGUCCUGUUAGAUUUGUAUUGCCUAGUUAAAUGUUCCUAUAACCAUAGUCCUAUGUGAUCCACCCUCUCUCUUUUCUCUCUCUUAUAUUUUCUUCUAUUGAAGGCCAGGUUCUUUGGGGCAUCUUGUACUCUGUAAGAGCAAUAGCAGAAACUCCUUAGUGUCCCAACAAUAGCAGACGAGGCAGCCAGCAGUAUGUUUUUGUUUUUAGUGUGAGUAUUUGUAUUUGUUUCUUGUACAAGGUGAACAUUUAGCAUUCAGUGCAGUUCAAAUAAAAGAUACGAUUCUGAGAACCAGCUGUCUGUACCGACUGUUUGAUUAUGGAGAUCGGCACUUUUUGUAUGUUGCAUUAACAGAAGAGAAUGUUCAGAUUUUCUUAUUCAACAUCAUCUUUUCAUAUUGUUUCAUCCCAUGUCACAGGAGGGCGCCAGAGUAUCAACAAGUUCUCAUAACCAAUGAUAAAAUGCAGCCUACAAGCCAGCAAUGAGUCAUGAAAAGAAACCACAAACAAAAAGGAAACAGGCAAUACUUGCUAACCCGAUAAUAAAAUAAACUAUUAAAUCAUUUGGAGGUGAUGAAAAGCUCACUGUAUUUAAAGUAAUUCAACACUUAUUGUAUCAGGUAAACAUUUUCUACUCCUCCAGAACUUUGAAUCAGCAAAGAAACGUCUACUCUUAUAAAUUGUCUGAAUC